AUGAAUUAUUUUAAUAGAGAACUUUAUGAUGUUCAAAAGAGUUUUAUUAAAGAUGGAAUAGAAACUAUUAAAUCAAAUGAAAUUGGAAUAUUUAGUAGUCCAACUGGCACUGGUAAGACUAUUUCAUUAUUAUCAGUAGCUUUUAAUUUUUUAAAUGAAUCUGAUGAUGAUUUGUUUAAUUUUAUUUGUGGUAGAUCUCAAACUAAAAUUUACUAUUGUUCAAGAACUCAUUCACAACUAAAUCAAGUUUUAGAGGAGUUUAAAAAGGCGAGUGUUAAUUUCAAAACUGUUAUUUUAGGAUCUAGAAAAGUAUAUUGUAUUAACAAAAUAAAUAAGCUUAAUAUUGAUAUAGAACAACUUAAUGAAAAAUGUAGAGAUUUAAUAAAGAAUGAAAAAUGUGAUUAUUAUAAAAAUAGUUACUAUUCUAAUAAAACAUUAACAGUUGAAGAAAUUAAAAUUGAGGGUCUUAAAGAUCACUUUUGUCCGUAUUACAGUUCUAAAUCAAAAGCUGAUGAAUGUGAAUUGGUUCUUUUACCUUACAAUUUAAUUUUUACUAAAGAAGGUAGGGAUAGUUUACAGGUUGAUUUAACAGAUAAAAUACUCAUAGUAGAUGAAGCACAUAAUAUCUAUGAUGUUGUUAUUCAGUUAAAUACAGUUGAAAUUAAAUAUACUGAUCUUAAGAAAAUAAUUUAUUCUAAAUUUCUAAAUAAGGAAAUUAUAGAAAUUAUUAACAAAUUGUUAAGUAUGAAAUCAGAUAAGGAGAGUUAUUUAAAUAUUAUCGAGUUUAUUAAGAAAGCUAAACUAAUGCAAUAUGAUUUACUUGAUAUUGAUCAAUAUCUUAAAGAUAAUAAGGUUGCCCAAAGGAAUGACAAUACUGCAAUUUUUACAUUCUCAAAAUUUUUAAAAUUGCUAAUUUGGAGUGAUGAUAAAGCAAUUGUAUUAUUUGAUAAUCAAAGGAUAAAGUUUACACCACUCAACGCCAAAAUGUAUUUUAAAGAAAUCAACAAGUGUAAGUCAAUUAUUUUUGCAGGAGGUACAAUGGAACCAACUUCACAAUUUGAUGGAUUGUUCGAUAAAAAACUAAAUUAUUUUUCUUAUGAAUCAGUUAAUAAGAAUAUUUUACCAAUUAUACUUAGUGAAACUAGUUUAGGCAAGAAAGUUCAAUUGACAUUUGAAAGUAGGGAAAGGAUUUUUAGUGAAGUGAUUUCAACCGUUAUAACUCUAGCAAAUCUAGUUAAAAGAGGUGGUGUUAUAAUAUUUGUUCCAUCAAAAUUUUAUUUAGAAUUAUUUAAAAAAUUAAAUUUAACAGAGUUAUCUAAAAGAAGAAUUUAUUAUGAAGAUAAUUUUAACAUUUCUUAUUUUAAUACACUCCCAGAAGUUUUAGUAGCUGUAAUGGGAGGUAAAUUAAGUGAAGGUAUAAAUUUUUCAGAUGAUAUGUGUAGAUUAUUAAUAAUAGUUGGUAUUCCAUAUCCUUUAAAGACAAUUGAAUAUGAACAAAGAAGUAAAGAAGAUAAAAAUUAUGGAAUUAACUGUGCAAUGAGAUUAGUUAAUCAAGCAUUAGGUAGGGCUGUUAGACAUAAAAAUGAUUAUUCAGCAAUGGUAUUAUUUGAUCAAAGAUACACAAAACUUAUACAAAAUAUUUCACCUUGGAUAAAUAAAAAUAUCAAAAUGUCAAAAUUUAUAGACACACUAAAAGAAAUAUCAAUUUUUUUAAAUAAAAACUUUAUUUAUUUCUCUUAA
Hepatospora eriocheir is the source of this 1740-nucleotide messenger RNA. Lineage: Eukaryota; Fungi; Microsporidia; Hepatosporidae. The record is from the annotation of a GenBank genome assembly.